AUGGCGACCGGCAAACGCCCCAACUUCCUUAUCAUCGUGGCGGACGACCUUGGCUUUUCCGAUCCUGGCUGUUUUGGAUCCGAGAUUCGAACACCCAGCAUCGACAAACUGGCAAAGGAUGGUGUUAGGUCGACGGGUUUCCAUGCUGCUGCUGCUUGCUCGCCCACACGAGCGAUGAUAUUGACAGGAACGGACCACCACAUUGCAGGACUAGGGAAUCUUAUCGAGUGGACCGAUUUCUCUGGUCAGAACUUUCCGAAAGGCAGCAAGUAUAGUACAGCUCCUCAGCGAGGCAUGCCUGGCUACGAAGGAUAUCUGAACCAGAGAGUCGCUGCUCUCCCAGAGGUGCUUCAAGAUGGUGGCUAUCAUACCAUGAUGGCUGGCAAGUGGCAUCUGGGCCUCACAAAGGAACGAAGUCCACAAGCCCGAGGCUUCGACCGGAGUCUAGCACUACUACCAGCCUGCUCAAAUCACUACGAUUGGCGCCCCGAGGCUGACUUUCCCAAAUUCUUGGAGAAGAGCGUAAUUGCCUUACACAUGGAGGAUGACCACUACGUUAAAGAGCUGCCAGAUGAUUGGUACUCCAGCAAUGGCUAUGGCGAUCGAAUGCUACAGUAUCUCAAGGAGUGGAAGGAGACCGAAGACUUAUCCGAGAAGCCGUUCUUUGCUUAUUAUCCCUUCUCAGCACCUCACUGGCCCUUGCAGGCCCCCAAAGAAUACAUCGACCACUAUCGCGACGCUUACAAGGAGGGUCCAGAGGCACUUCGUCAAGCACGGCUGGAGCGGCUCAUUGAGCUUGGAAUGAUUCCCCAGGAUGUCAAGCCGCAUCCGGUGGUGGCGGACGAAGUUCAAGGGUGGGACGAAAUGGAUGAUUUCCACCAGAAGAUGUCGGCCACAUCCAUGGAGGCUUAUGCCGGUAUGGUCGAGUGUAUGGACUACAACAUCGGACGUGUCACUGAAUACCUUGAAAGCAUUGGGGAACUUGAUAACACCUUCAUCAUGUUCUUCUCGGACAACGGAGCGGAGGGCGCUGCUUAUGAAGCAUAUCCAAUGGUGUCAGGGCAGUUGAUGGAUCAUCUUGCGAAAUACUACAACAACAGUCUCGACAACAUUGGCAACAAGGACAGCUUUGUGUGGUACGGUCCUCGAUGGGCUCAGGCGGCAACGGCGCCCAGUCGGCUCUACAAGGCUUACACCACCGAGGGUGGAGUGAGAGUGCCAUGCGUUAUCCGGUACCCGCCUCUGCACAAGGGGAAAGAAGGCUCAAUUCACGAGACCUUUGCGACAGUCAUGGACAUUGCUCCGACGCUUCUAGAGCUAGGAGGCAUCAAGCACCCCGCUCCGGAAUGGAAGGGCAGAGCGGUCGUGCCUAUGCGUGGAAAAGACUUGGGACCUUGGCUGUCCGGUAAGCAAGAGACGGUCCAUCAAGCUGACGAGGCCUUUGGCUGGGAGUUGUGUGGUCGGGCAGCCAUCCGUAAGAACAACUGGAAAGCCGACUUCAUCCCGUUUCCCAAAGGCACUUCGGCAUGGCAGCUGUACGAUCUGUCAAAGGAUCCGGGCGAGACCGAGGAUCUGGCACAACAACAUCCAGAAAUACUGGAGGAAUUGCUCCAGCACUGGGAAAAGUACUGCGAGGAGACUGGGGUUGUACCACUGCAACCGGAGCUGGGAGCACGCUUCCACGAGGCAGUGGAAGCCCAGAUGAAGGAAGGUGCUUGGAUCGAGCUGGAGUACUGGAAGCCGGGUGCGAUGGACAAUGGCAAGUCCAAUUUGGAAAGCUACAUUCGCAACAUCGACAAGGUAGCCGACCCGCGCCAGAAAGAAGCCGUUGAGGCUUAG
Messenger RNA from Cyphellophora europaea CBS 101466, 1839 nucleotides. RefSeq lists its product as uncharacterized. The record is from RefSeq and is a predicted model, not a curated record. The coding region runs from base 1 to 1839 and encodes 612 amino acids. The transcript has 2 exons. Lineage: Eukaryota; Fungi; Ascomycota; Eurotiomycetes; Chaetothyriales; Cyphellophoraceae. Gene Ontology annotation, molecular function: arylsulfatase activity.